Leguminivora glycinivorella is the source of this 2839-nucleotide messenger RNA. RefSeq names its product monocarboxylate transporter 12-like (gene Sln). Lineage: Eukaryota; Metazoa; Arthropoda; Insecta; Lepidoptera; Tortricidae. The transcript is spliced from 19 exons. The record is from RefSeq and is a predicted model, not a curated record. The coding region runs from base 423 to 2507 and encodes 694 amino acids. Gene Ontology annotation, biological process: monocarboxylic acid transport; transmembrane transport. Gene Ontology annotation, molecular function: monocarboxylic acid transmembrane transporter activity.
UUCUUUACUCAUAAGUUGUUCGCGCGUCUGACCGAUCGCAUGUGCAGCGAAAAGUGCCAAAAACGGCUUUGAUUUGAAGAAAUAAUCACUGAUUUCGAACGUACCCCUUUUAUCGCUGGGUCGUAACCCAGUGUGAAUUUAAAAAGUAAAAAAAAGAAAAAUGCACGCGCUCCCGUAAUUUUUUUUUACGCUCGACUUCUCGCGCGAUUUAGACGUAAAAAAAGAGGGGAUAGACAAGUUUUUUGUAUAAAAAAGUUGAAUAAAACUAUUACAACGGCUACCUUAAGGAUUUUUAUUAAGCAUCAAAUGCAUCCGGCAUUCGCUGUGAAUGCUAAACAACUUAAGUUAGGAUCGACGGAGUCGGAGGACCACUUUAAGUGUGACGUGCCUAUUUCAUUACCCGCGCCUCCUGAUAUCGCGCCAUGUCUUUGCCGAGGGAGUUCAUCUUUAACCAGGAGCUGUCCAAGCUGGACCCCCAAAUCCUGGGCACCUCGGCACCACCGACGACCGUCGCUCUAUCCUGCUCAAUCGACCUGCCCACUGAUGUCAUCGAGGCAACCCUGUCCCCGGACAAGUCUGGCUCGCUGCUGUCGGUACAGUCAGCGCCACCAGAGCAGAGGGAGCGGCCCCACAGCCUUAUGCUUGAGCUGCCGUUAGCCACUCAAGUGGGUGCAUACCUGUCCGCCAUGUCCCCCACCGAGCAAGAGGAGGACUCACUAUUGACGUUGUCGUCGGUCACCGCGCGACCUCUACUCGCCGCGUCCAAGAAGCUCCGCUCGGAGACUAGCGAGUCGACAUCUCCUCCAGACGGUGGUUACGGCUGGGUGGUCGUCUUCGGAGCGUUCAUGGUUCAAUUCUGGGUAGCGGGGCUCUUCAAAUCCUACGGCGUGCUGUAUGUGGAGAUCAUGGAGACCUUCCCAGACAGUUCUGAGUCCGUAGCCUCUUGGAUACCAGCAGCGCUAUCUACAUUAUGCUUGGCUUUAGCUCCCCUGUCAUCGGCUCUUUGCGAGAAGUACUCCUGUCGCCUGGUGGUCUUCAUCGGAGGCCUGUUCUGUGGUACCGGUCUAGCGUUAUCCUACUUCAGCACAGGCCUUCUGCAUCUGCUGUUCAGCUUCGGAGUACUAACUGGAAUUGGCGGCGGCCUUUCCACUACGCCGGGAAUCGUCAUUGUUUCACAAUAUUUCGACAAGCACAGAGCACUAGCCAACGGUAUAUGCGUGAGCGGAACAGCUGCUGGCAGCUUCGUGUUUCCCAUGCUUAUAGAGAAGCUGGUCGGCAUGUAUGGACUGCAUGGGACUGUGCUGCUUUUAGGAGGUGGGAUGCUACACGUCUGCGUAUCAGCGACUUUAUACCGUGAUCCGCCCUGCGUGAGAGAAAGGGCCACUCCUACCACUACCACAACGGAAAACACUACGCUACUCACCGAUAUACAGGAAGGUAAAACGGAACCCAAGGAUAACCGCCUCCAAGCCUUAUUCCAACCUGAUGCGGAAAAUCAUAAGAAUGCGCUGCUCACGGAAGAAGCGAAACGGAACGACCUUCUGGCUGAGAUUAUGCAUCCCAGGCUUAUCGAGGUGACACGUCAAAACCAUGCUCUACAAAUGUCCGAUUCUGAAGACUCCGAGGGGAUGGAUGUGCUAGGCGUGGUCGGACUGCCACGAGAAGUGGCGCGUCUUCGCUUACGGCCCACUCGCUCGUCCUCCAUCUUGCAUUCGGUUGAGGACCUGUCCACCGACAGUACUUGCGUAUACAAGCGACGAAAGCUCAGCAGAUCUCUCUACAUCAAGCCCCCGGUGCCCCGCCUGAUCCCUAAACUCCCGGAGCCAAUCAUCAUCAAGUCAGAUCCUGAGGAACAGAAGGUCGUCGUCAAGAAGAAGACGUGUGUUGAAAAGAUAUCCAGAUACCUGGACGUGUCGCUGCUAAAGUCCUGGCGCUUCGGCCUCCUGUGUGCGUCAGUGGCUCUCAUGUCAUGUGGAUCCCCUUAUGCACUAUACUACUUACCCGCCUACACUGUGUCUGCGGGACACAGCAAGUCUGCUGCCGGUCGGCUGGUGGCGAUUAGUGCAGUGCUUGACCUCUGCGGACGGUUAGGGUUGGGCUGGCUCUGCGACCUACAGCUUUUCUGCCGAAGAAAGGCUUAUAUCCUAAGUAUCCUGAUCGCUGGGAUCUCAGUUCUAACGCUGCCUAGUCUAACUUCUUGGUGGGCCCUAGCCGUCGCAUCAGGAGCAUACGGACUCUGCCUGGGUUGCUGGUUCCUCCUAGUGCCAGUAUUACUAGCGGACACCUUCGGUACAGCGCGAAUCGCCUCCUCCUACGGGCUUGUGAGAAUGUUCCAGAGUCUAGCCGCACUCUCUGUUCCACCCACUGCAGGUCUUGUUCGCGACGUGACCGGCGGCUACUCCUGGUGUUUCUACGGCAUGGGCUCGUGCAUGGUCCUGGGUUCGAUCCCCGUCGUGGCCUUCCAUCUGUGCACCAAGAACGAGGACGCGGAGUCGGGGGUAGAUUGAACAUGGUAGCUCGUCUAUCUGUGUUCGCUCCCCGGGACUACGGUAGUGGAAUCUGUACUAUCUAAAUAUCCUGCAUCUUAAUACUACUCCCGUUAUAAUACCUACUAACUUUCAGAAAGCGUUUUAGCUUUGACUGUGGAGUUCGUUUCGGAUAUGAAUACUUUGGUUUUUGGAUGUUAUAAGUGUAGUAUUUUAAGGUCUAAAAUUGUCUUGAUUAGUGUGACUAAGUAUUAUUUUAUUUUUGGUGAUUGAUUAAGAUUAUUUUGUGAGAUUUUGUAAUUACUCGUUAAUUCGUGUUAUGUGUAUUAAUUUGUUCUUGGGUAUUUUCACGA